Messenger RNA from Lachancea thermotolerans CBS 6340, 1575 nucleotides. RefSeq lists its product as uncharacterized. The record is from RefSeq and is a predicted model, not a curated record. Bases 1 to 1575 code for a protein of 524 amino acids. Gene Ontology annotation, molecular function: protein binding. The transcript has a single exon. NCBI's taxonomy places the organism in Eukaryota, Fungi, Ascomycota, Saccharomycetes, Saccharomycetales, Saccharomycetaceae.
AUGCUAGAUGAUCUGCCACUUGAGAUUAUAGAAUGUGUUGCUCGAUACCUUCCGCAAGGCGACCGGAUUCGUCUCACAUACGUCAGUUCGAGACUCCGCUCAAAGGUGCUGCCGAUAAUUUAUCGCAACAUCUAUCUCAAUGAAACGCCUUGCGCCCCCAGCGACGCCGAUCCACUUCUCGGUAACAAUUGGUCGUGCCUUAGCAUUCCGCGGCCGCAUUUCCAGUAUGCAGACAGCAAGCUGAAAGCUCUUACGCGUUCCCUCGAACGAUCGUCCCUCCUGUCAUCGUACGUAGAAGUGGUAUACUGCACCUGGCAUUUGGACCUGGGCAUCUUAAGAGGGUUUCUUGCGGUGCUUGUGCGCAAGGCCCACAACUUGAGGGAGUUCCGCAACUUUCUCCACCUGGAGCUAGCAACAGACCUCAAGGCCGUUGGAUCGAGACUCCGGUCACUUGAUUUGCCGCCGCCAGGUAUUCUUCCGCAAAAACUAGUCAGCAAAUCAUACCUUUCGCUUCUCGGUGACCUGGUACGCCACUCACAGUUGGACAGCCUAACUUCUCUUAAUAUCUACCUGGACCCUGGCAUCUUUUGCUCCAACUAUGCCCCCGGGAUGCGAAAACUACGCCUCCGUAAAUUAGGUCUCAGCCUGAGGGGCGACAAAUACAAUUGCUCUUGUUUCAAGGCCCCGAGGUUGGCCUACUCAAAUAUAUUCGAUCCCAACUAUCUUGAAAAGCUAACUAUUCUGUCAUGGCACGAAAAACAGGAUAUUGACAUUUACGAACAAUACCAUCUCUUCGAGCUUUUGGACUUCAAGAAUCUGAAAGAACUAACCUUGAUGUCUUUUUUUGCGAACGACAGCUUCCUCCAGGAAUGCAUACGAAGCUUUGGUCAGCUGCGCAGGCUCAAGCUUGAUUACAUGUUUGGACAUUCCUUGGGCUCUAACAUAAUAGAGCUACUGGCGCAGAGCCCCUCUCAAAAGACGUUACAUUACCUAGACCUCAAGUUUUGGGAGCUUGACCCUUAUUUGGUCACCAUCGAACAAGGGCGAAGAUCUCGUUUUGAGAUUAAUGAAAUCUGCAAAUGCGAAUCCUGCAAGGACGUCUUCAGAAACAUCAUUCGCAAAAAGCUGUUUCCUUCACAGUCAGCUCUGAAUAUUCAAAGUAUAGAGGAUGUUACCAAACGAGACAUUAUAACAAAAAUUAUCAGUGUCGAUCCAAUAGUCCCUUACGCUCGGUUUGUUGAUACUAGACCUGGCAUGUUGUUCGUUGAGGACCCGGUCCUUGGCAACGCCCGUACAAUUAACAAGGCUCUCGGCGUUGCCGAAUCAAGCGAGUCCGCUUUCACCCGUUCUGACAUCGUCAGAGUGUAUCACGCGCACGUUCAUUCGAUGAAACGCACUUUUGACUACUUUCUCCAAAAGUUCCCUAGUCUCAAAUUUCUGAGUGUUAAUGACGUCCCCACAAUGGUAUGCGAAGGCCCAGGCGGGCAGCACUACAACAUGCCUGUUUUCAACAGCGCAGGAUAUCUAAGUAACCAAAUUUAUGAAGUUGUAGAUGAAGAAAGCUUAUUUGCGUAA